AUGGAAGCCACUCAAGAAUCCACACAGCCUUGUGCGGAUCCUCGCCGGAUGGGUCUGAACAACUCCGGCCUUCAAGAACAAGAUCUUGCGGACAUCAUUUGUAUUUUGCAUCCUAACUCCCAUGCUGCACAUGAUGGAGUCGCGGCCACCGCAGCACUAGGCAGCCAACACAUUCUCCAGAAAGAUAUCUUGGACUAUGAGACAUCGGAAACGGCGGCCCUCGACGUGGCGCUGAGACUGUCCUCGGACGUUCAUGACAUCGGGGCGGGGUUCUGUUUCGGUCGAAACAAAGCACGCUGUGACAUUCUCCUCGCCGGUGACGACGAGGCCAAACGCGUAUCGAACAAUCAUUUUCGAAUCUACCUGACCGGCGAUGGCAUCAUUAUGCUUCAAGACACCUCUACCAACGGUACCAUCGUGGACAACUGUCGGCUUCGCAAAACGCAAAAGGAAAACAGCCGAAUGCUCACUAACGGCUCCGUCAUUCAAGUUGUAACCGGCAAUCAGGGCUCCGACGAGGUGCGCUUUGUGGUUCGAAUUCCGGCUCGUGAAGGGUUCGCGAUGCAGUACACACAGAAUGUUCUGCACUACUUCGAGCGUAUCCAACGUGCUGUCGUUGGUGCAGCCCAACACAAGACUCGGCAAUCUUCAAAUCCGCCCAUUAUCUCGUGGUCGGUCGCAAACACAUACGGAAUGCAUUGGACUGGUGGUGCGAUGUACAAUGUAACAGGACAGAUUGGAAAGGGAGCAUUCGCGACGGUCUACAAACUCGCGACAAAGCAACAUGGAGCAAUUUAUGCGGCAAAAGAAUUGGACAAGCAUCGAUUUAUGAAGAAGGGAAUUCUGGACCAGAAGGUCGACAACGAGAUGAAGAUUAUGCGUGACUUGACACAUCCUAAUAUCGUUCAAUACAUCGACUACCACGAACAUGACCGUUGGAUCUACAUCAUAAUGGAGUACGUGCCCAUGGGUGAAUUGUCGACGUAUCUGUCAUCACAGGGCAAGAUCCAGGAGGAUAUGGUGAGGACCAUCGCUCGCCAGCUUCUGCGAGCACUGCACUACCUGCACAAACGCCGCAUCACCCAUCGCGAUAUCAAACCAGAUAACAUUCUUAUUGCAUCGCUCGACCCACUUCGUGUGAAAUUGUCGGAUUUUGGACUGUCAAAAGUGACGCAGGAGGAGACUUUCCUCAAAACUUUCUGUGGUACCCUACUGUACUGUGCGCCUGAGGUGUAUCCCGACUACGAGACCUAUCGGCGAGGAGAUGCUCGGAAGAGACGCCGUGUUGGAGACCCCCAGGCUGUCGAUAUGUGGUCACUUGGUGCUGUUCUGUACCAUAUUCUCGCCGGAGUGCCACCAUAUUCUGGUCGUGCCGAAGACCGUGGUCAACACAUGCUUCGCUGUAUCAUGGAGACCGAGGCCGAUUAUGAUAUCUUGCGUCGGGAGGGUGUCUCGGAAUCUGGUAUUGAAUUCGUUGCCCAGCUUCUGAACCGAGAUCCCUUUUGUCGACCAACAGAGAGAGACUGCUUUCAGCAUCCGUGGAUUUCUGAGGUGGAAGAUGUGGAUCAGUAUGAAGAUGACGAUAUCUUGGCUGAAGUACGCGAAGGACUUUCUGUUAUUGGGGAGGAUGAAGAGCUAGACGCCUCUCAACUCUCUCUCGCAGAUGACCAGGGAUAUACUCACGCCGGGGAAGGUGAAGAGUCAAGCAGCAGUGAAGGUCUCGCCAAACGGCCCCGUCUGGAACAAAUCCCCACGGAAAUCAAGUAUCCUUCACUUCCCAACAUCGAAAGUUUCCAAGACGGUCAAGUUGUCGCCGAGCAGCACGCACGACGUCUUUUUGGCGAAGUCACCUCCUCUGCAUUGCGCAGCUCCUACGCACUCGGUCAACACGAUUCAUGGGCUGGAGUUGACUUUGAGGCGGAGGGCUUUGCAUCAUCCGGUGAGUCGAUGAGCGACGAAUACAGUGUCUAUUCCAUCGUUUCUCUCCCGGAAAAUCCCAUCGGUGGCACUGCACCCAGUCUCAUGGGUGCAGAAAACCUCGUUGGACGACUGAAUAUGAACUCUUCAAUUCCUCUCCUCCCCCGCCCGAGGGAGCCCGCCAAUCCAGGUAGCAACAGCACCCCGCGCGAAGGGGGCGCUCUCGCCAGCUCAGACAAUGCAGAGAUCACACCAAGGCCACCCAAGGUAUCUCGUCGCAUCGAGCUUGAUCUUCCCGACACCGCCAGCGAGCGUUCGAACAGUGCCAGUGCACCGGGUAGUCGCCGUGGAUCUACAAAGCCAACCGGACAGACAGGAUCAUCCUUCGACCCCGAACUUGCGACUACCCUGGACGCCCAGACUGGCCAGGCAAUCCUAGAUGCACAACUCCACGAACAAUUGCCCGCAACGGAGGCGCCAUCCGACAUCAUUAUUCAUCGACCCGAUACCCCAAUCAGUAUGCCCGGUGGUGAAUUCGCCAAACCAGCCAAACCACUCGGUCGACUCAAGAGUCUACCAGGCUCAAUCUUCGACCUCAACAUCCGCCUCGAAAACCGUCUCACAUCAUGGGGUCGGGGUCCCAACGCCACGAUCCGCCACGAAGAUCGCAUGGACGUACGAAUCCCCGCCUACGCCCUGGAAAUCACCUUCUGGGCCCCCGCAAUCGAAUGCAUGAUCGCCGAAGGCCGAGACUGGAUGGAUGUCGACGGCGUCAUGGCCGUUCUCUCCACCAAGACGCGGAAAUGUAUCUGGGUAAACGGCGUCGAGCUACGCAAGGAUGGACCGAACGGGUUCCAGUUUGGAAAAUUGUACAGUGGCGAUGUGAUUACGAUCUACAAACAUAAUGGGCAAUUCUUGGAUCUCCGGUGUGAGUUUUAUCACGGGGAGAGUGUUGAGACUCGUCCGGAGCAUGAGAAUGGAUUUGUGGUUCGACAAGCUCUGGUGCGGAAGUCGGAUGGGGCGACGAAUCGCAUGCCUGUGCCUGUGCUGUCGACGGACAAGAAGGAUGAGGAAUAA
Penicillium manginii is the source of this 2994-nucleotide messenger RNA. Its product is annotated as serine/threonine-protein kinase. Lineage: Eukaryota; Fungi; Ascomycota; Eurotiomycetes; Eurotiales; Aspergillaceae. Gene Ontology annotation, cellular component: cytoplasm; autophagosome. The record is from RefSeq and is a predicted model, not a curated record. Bases 1 to 2994 code for a protein of 997 amino acids. The transcript is spliced from 4 exons. Gene Ontology annotation, molecular function: ATP binding; protein serine/threonine kinase activity; protein binding. Gene Ontology annotation, biological process: autophagosome organization; peptidyl-serine phosphorylation; protein autophosphorylation.